AUGGAGGCGGAGGUGGAGAAAGAGGUGGAUGUGAAGGUGGAGCUGGAGCUGGAGGCGAAGGUAGAGGCGGAGGUGAAGACAUUUUCACUGCAGAAUUGUGACAUUAUGGUGGAAAUAGAGAAGGAGAGGGACAUGUGUCUGGCUCACAUUGAAAACAAAACCACAGGUUGCAGUGGGAUGUGGGACAGGAUUGCUUGCUGGCCCAGUGCCAGUGUGGGAGACGUGGUCACUAUCCCUUGCCCCAAAUACUUUUUCUACGUCACCGGCCAGUUCCAAAUGGGUAACCUGUCAAAGACCUGCAGUGGGGAUGGCUGGUCCAAGAACAAUCCUGUUUCCUACAUGCUGGACUGUGGGUACAAUCCCAAUAGCACCACAGAUGAUGAGGCGGGACAGAUCUAUGUUGCAAUCAAAGUGGGUUACACCAUCGGCCACAGUGUCUCCCUCAUUUCCCUGACCAUUGCUAUCAUCAUACUGUGUCUCUUUAGAAAGUUGCAGUGUACAAGGAACCACAUCCACAUGAAUUUGUUCUUGUCUUUUAUACUGAAAGCCAUCGCUGUGUUUAUGAAGGAUGUAGUCCUCUAUGAAGUUGGGGAGAUUGACAACUGCCACUCCUCUGUGGGGUGCAAGGCAGUGGUGGUCUUCUUCCAGUAUGGGGUCAUGGCCAGUUACUUUUGGCUUCUGGUGGAGGGCAUUUACCUCCACGCUUUGCUUGCUGUCUCCUUCUUCUCUGAGAAGAAGUACUUCUGGUGGUGCAUCCUGAUUGGUUGGGGGGCUCCCUCCAUCUUUAUUAUGGCAUGGGUGAUCACAAAGGUUUACGUCGAUUCUCCGGGGUGCUGGGACACGAUUGAAGACAACCCAUGGUGGAUCAUCAAGACAGCUGUUUUAACCACCAUCCUGGUUAACUUCUUACUCUUCAUUCGUAUAAUCCGGAUCCUGCAACAGAAGAUGAACUGCCCGGACAUAGGGAGGAAGGAGUCCAAUCAAUACUCGAGACUGGCAAAGUCAAUGCUACUGUUGAUACCCCUCUUUGGGAUAAACUAUAUCAUUUUUGCCUUUAUCCCAGAUCACAUCAACCUACAAGUGAGAUUGGUCUUUGAUCUGAUUCUAGGGUCAUUUCAGGGUUUUGUCGUGGCAGUCUUGUACUGUUUUCUGAACGGGGAGGUGCAAGCGGAGAUUAAACGUAAGUGGCGCAGGUGGAUGUUACAGAGGUUCCUGGGCGCCGACACUAAGUACCACCAGCCCUCCACAGGUAGCAACGGCAACAACUUCAGCACCCAAAUCACCAUGUUGACCAAAUGUAGUCCCACUACACGCCGGGCAUCUGCUUGUCAAGAACGCUUCACCGCCAUCUGAAAUCCCCCUGAAAUGCUCGACUCAUGCAGGCUAGAUUCAUCAUCUCUCUCUCUGGAAAGCCUAAUGUAUGUUUCUGUUCUAUUCUCACUGCUUCCAUUUGCAUUGAAUCGUAACUCUUUGUUUCAAUAACUAGUCAGCAAACACUUUCUGGCUUAGCCAGAUGAUGCAAACGAAUCUACAGGAUAAAAUUCGCUCGGUCCUUAAAGUUUUAAACCACCACAGAAAGCUGUUGGAAAGGAAACGCGACUCUUGGUCAACAUUUUCCAUCUCAUGCAAGGGAGUAGAUGGAUAGAGCCUCCAGGAAGUGGCAUCCUAUUAAAUACAAUAUGUUUAUUACAAGGUUGUUGUUAAAUGAGAAAGUUCAAAGCACUUAACCCGAUGGCCGAC
Molecule: messenger RNA, 1740 nt
Organism: Lampris incognitus (smalleye Pacific opah)
Lineage: Eukaryota; Metazoa; Chordata; Actinopteri; Lampriformes; Lampridae
Product: vasoactive intestinal polypeptide receptor-like
Exons: 13
Coding region: 1-1353 (450 amino acids)
Biological process (GO): adenylate cyclase-modulating G protein-coupled receptor signaling pathway; cell surface receptor signaling pathway
Cellular component (GO): plasma membrane
Molecular function (GO): peptide hormone binding; vasoactive intestinal polypeptide receptor activity; G protein-coupled peptide receptor activity
Source: RefSeq, a predicted model, not a curated record